CGCGGGCUCGUUGUGUGUGCUCUGCUCUCUCUGCUCUGCGCAGCGCCUGCGAGCGGGAGGGAGUCGGCGGUUCCAGCGUGUGCGGCUUCGUUUCAUCGUUGCUGUUGAACUCGGCUGUGGAAAAAAAAAGGUUUAAUGAAAGAGAAAGACGAAAAGAAGCGCACGGCAACGUUACGACUGUUUUUAUUUUCAUCCCAUUCUGAAUGACGGGCGGACGGUUCGACUUCGACGAUGGAGGCACUUUCUGUGGCGGAUGGGAGGACGGGAAAGCCCACGGACACGGCAUCUGCACGGGACCCAAGGGUCAAGGCGAGUACGCCGGGUCCUGGUCCCACGGUUUUGAGAUAGUCGGGGUCUACACCUGGCCCAGCGGGAAUACGUACCAGGGCUACUGGUCGCAAGGCAAACGCCACGGGCUUGGUGUUGAGACCAAGGGGAAAUGGCUUUAUCGUGGGGAGUGGAGUCACGGGUUCAAGGGUCGCUAUGGAGUUCGGCAGAGCACCAAUACACCUGCUAGAUACGAUGGGACGUGGAGUAAUGGACUACAGGAUGGCUAUGGAGUCGAAACCUAUGGGGAUGGUGGCACUUAUCAAGGCCAGUGGAUGGGGGGCAUGAGGCAUGGCUACGGUGUGCGACAGAGCGUGCCUUAUGGAAUGGCCACCAUCAUACGCUCUCCGCUUCGCACCUCUCUGGCCUCCCUAAGGAGUGUGCAAAGCAAUGGCGCCAUCCUGCAGGAUACAGUACCCGACACACCAGUUGGAAGCCGUGGUGGUUUCGUGCUGAAUUUUCACAGCGACACCGAAGUCGUCACCGGGAAGAAGAAGGGCCUGUUCCGCCGCGGGUCCCUCUUUGGCAGCCUCCGCCAGCUACGGAAAUCUGACUCCAAAACGUCCAUCUCUAGCAAGCGGAGCUCGGCGCGUAGUGACGCCACCAUGAGCCGCAUCAGCUCCAGCGACGCCAACUCCACCAUUAGUUAUGGAGACGGAGAAGUGCCCGAUGAGUUCACGCCCAUGGAGGACCACGUGGAUGCCACCACCACCGAGUCCUACAUGGGCGAGUGGAAGAAUGACAAGCGCAAUGGAUUUGGAGUCAGCGAGCGAUCCAAUGGGCUAAAGUACGAAGGGGAAUGGAUGAACAACAAGAGGCAUGGAUAUGGAUGCACAAUAUUCCCAGAUGGAACCAAAGAAGAGGGGAAGUAUAAAAAUAAUGUGUUGGUGCGUGGAAUAAGGAAGCAGCUUAUUCCUCUUAAAAACCAUAAAACUAAAGAGAAAGUGGACAGGGCCGUGGAGGGGGCUCGAAGGGCGGCAGCUAUCGCCAGGACGAAAGUGGAAAUAGCAGUUUCAAGGACGUCCCACGCAAGGACUAAGAGUGAAGCAGCAGACCAGGCCGCACUUGCAGGAUGUCAAGAAUCCGACUUGGCCAGAGCUGUGGCUUAUGAAUUAUCUCCAAGCUUCCAUCAACCAGGACUUGACUACAUCAAACAAAAGUUCAAUGAGCCGGUGGAGGAGAUUAAGGAGGAAGCACCUAAAGAGGAGGAGGAGAAGGAGAAGUCUUCUACCAGCCCUUUCUAUCGCCACGGCACGACUCCAAGCCACUCUCCUGUCCAGAGCCCAAACCCGUCACCUCCUCCCUCUCCUCAGAAGAGCCAAGCACCCAACCCCAGUGCCAGCCGCAAGAUAAGCAAAGACAACAGCAGCGUAGCCCGAAAGAUAAGCAAGGACGGUAGUAGUGUAGCUCGCAAGAUAAGCAAAGAAGAGAGAGCCUCCAUUGUGGCAGAGAUCACCAAAGUAUCCGCCCCUCCUCUUGUACCGGCCAUCAAGUUACAGGAAGUGCCCCCACCAAAACCCCCCAAGACCCUUAUGCCCCCGCCCAAACCUGCGAGCACAGGUAAUGGGCAGCUACAUGCUGCUUAUCACAGUUACUAUGUGAAGCCAGUGUCGAAGAUGCCUCCACCAGAAGAACCAGAAGAUGAAGAGCCUGAGAUGACACAGUCUAGCUUGGCCAGGAUGCCUCCGCCACCCAAACUGGUCAGGACACCCACUCCCAAACCAGAGCCCAAAAUCAGGAAACAAGAGUCCAUUAAACCAAAGAGCUUAGCUGAUACCAAGAAAGCCAGCAUAGAUAUGGCAGAUGAAACACUAGUGGAAGAAUCUGGUCCUAACUCAGUUUUGGUUGCAAUGGUUAUGCUUUUGAACAUUGGAUUGGCAAUCAUUUUUGUCCAUUUCCUGACAUGAAACACUACCAUUUAAGUGUUGGAUGGCAACCCACACAGUUGUGUCAAUGACCUUUCUGAAAUCCAAACGGCACCGGGCAGUCUCCAGAGAGCAGAGAGAGCUGAAGAAUCAACACACGGGAGUUUGAAAUCCAGAGCAUCAUCCUUGAAAAUGACAUGGUCUAAUGUCAUGCGGCUCUGGGAAACGAGGCGAAAAUAUUUCGGGGGGAAAAAUUACCAUUAAAAUGGAAACAGAAGAAGAGAAUGCAGUGUGACGUGACAAAUCUGCUGAUAGAAAGCCUUAAUAUCAGCCACUUCAUGGGUCUCUGGCUUCUGGCAGAGACUUAACUGGAAAUGUUUGAUGAUGCACUUUUACAUGAUGGGCAAGAGCAGCUGCCUUACUCAUUUACCAUCUGACGUGUAACUGGGAGAUGUGCUCCGAGUGCCAGAGGAAUGCGUUCAGGGGACUUUGCUGCAGCGGGCGUCCCUCCCAGUGAGAGGAAACCGAACGCGUACGGCGGUGUCACUCGUCCCGUCUUACACCCUUUACUGACCCACUGCAGUUUCUUCUAGCGUCUCCUUCGUUCUUCUCGGAAGCUCCCUACUGUACUCGUCACGUUUCAUGUAUCUUUCUUUCUUUCCUUUCUGUUUGUUCACCUCAAUCAACACCGUGUUUGAAUUAUACGAAGCAAAAAAAUCACUACCAGUUUUUUUGUGUGUGAGUAUUGGUACUAUUUAAAAAAAAUGGGAAAAUAUUAUAUUAUUUAUUAAAAAUGUGCAAUAUGAUUUAUUUUUACACUUACAGAGUUUAAUCUUUCACCAAUGAGGGACAUUGUAGUUCUGUCCCAUUUGAGACGGAAAAACAAUAAAUGAAAAGUUUCAAGUUUUGAUGCAUUCUAAACAUGGCAAAACCAAUCAAAAAGUCUUAUAAAGUGUGUUAUUUAUUGAAUUUUGGGAAUCGACUGUUUGUCAUGUUAUGUAAAUGAAGCCUAUGCCAUUGUGCAUGCGAUGUUGUGGAAGAGUUGUCGUGCUUCAGAUGUCAGGUAUGACGUGUGACAGCAGGUGAGAUGUUUCGGAAAUAAAGUCGUUGAGGGCUUGCUUGCAUGCUUGUGACCUUGGAUGCUUUGGAAAUCAAAAGUCAGGUAGUACCACAGUCGGGUGGCGCUAGAGGAAGUAGGACAUUGCCUUUAAGAGUCUUUAACAGUACUUCAGUUUACCUCAAACGAAAUAAAGGAAAAAGCCUCGUACGAGAUGAAGUCUUUGUCUUAAAUCUGUAGUAUGCAAAUUUUGACCGACGCAGUCAUUGGGAAUCUAUUUUAAAUGUGCCACUAUAUUGUAAAAUGAUUUUCUUUUGGUACGUCUGGAAAUUGAACUUCUGUUUGUUAUUCUUCUUAUCAUAUUUAUGUGCAUUUUUCCUCUUUGGAAGGUUUAUUAAUGAUUUAUUUAUUAUUAUAUAUAUAAUUCUAGAUAUCGUGUGAUAAAUUCUAGAUAAGUGUUUGGUGAGUGUACAAGGGCUUUCUCUUCUUCAAACCCUCAUUUGCUUUUAGUUUUCGUUUGCAUGGAGACUUUAAAUGGACUAACACCUGUAUAUCUGAUUCAAAACAAUCUGAGGUAAAUGUUUAAGGCAUCAAAAUUUACUCUUAAGGACGUGUUUUAUUUGGUUGGAUUUCAAUUCUGUGCAACAAUGCGGUGCAAUGUGUACGGGCUCUUUUUACAUGUUUUCUGAAGGAGAGUUUGGAGCUCUUAUAACAGGACAAUGAAUUAAUUAUUUUUCUAAAAACAGAUGUUGCACAAACAAAAGACAUUUAUAUACUAUAUCUAUUUAUAAGAAUUUUUACAGAGCACAGCCAUUACAAUACGAGUUCUACGAUAUUUUUCUACAGAAAUGCACAACUGUAUUUUGUCAAAAGCAGUUUAGCUCCUUUAUAUUCAGCAUUGUAUCUCACACAUCAGAAUUAAAACUCUAAAACUAUAUAUGAUUCAAUGUGUCUUGAAAUGCUGAGGAUGCAGGAAUCCUUGUUUGAACCCUUCAAUGCAAAAAAAAAAAAAAAAAAAAAAUCUCUGUUACAUUUCGAGCCCAUAGAGCCCCACGUAUUUCUGUAAUUUGAAAAGUUAUGGUAUUUAUCUGUAUAAUAAAAUGUUAUGCCUUGUAA
Pimephales promelas (fathead minnow) is the source of this 4365-nucleotide messenger RNA. The record is from RefSeq and is a predicted model, not a curated record. Lineage: Eukaryota; Metazoa; Chordata; Actinopteri; Cypriniformes; Leuciscidae.